Messenger RNA from Lampris incognitus (smalleye Pacific opah), 957 nucleotides. RefSeq lists its product as uncharacterized. The record is from RefSeq and is a predicted model, not a curated record. Bases 1 to 957 code for a protein of 318 amino acids. NCBI's taxonomy places the organism in Eukaryota, Metazoa, Chordata, Actinopteri, Lampriformes, Lampridae. The transcript has 9 exons. Gene Ontology annotation, molecular function: protein binding.
AUGAGUUGCCAGUUCAGCGGUGACGGCACGCUCCUGGCUGUGGGGCUGACUAAUGGGGCUAUCAAGUUGCACAAAACCGGCACCGGGAGCCUGAUUCGGACCCUUAGGAACGUCUCCAACACACCGGUCACGGCCCUGAGGUUCACCAGCAGCCCCCAGGCCAACAGUCUCCUGCUAGCUGCCUAUGCCUGCGGUACCGUGCGGUGUUGGUACGUGUGUGGGGGGGAAUGUCUGUGGGCCCAGAGGGAGGUGACGGAGGAGCUAAACCCCGUCGGAGGGGGGAGGGAAGAGAACAGAGAGACGCUGUGCCUUUCUCUGUCGCCAUCCGGAGAGAGAGCGGCGACCGGGGGCUCCGACUCAGCCGUCCACCUGUACGACUUGGCCACGCGCCAGAGGCUGAUGACGUGCAAGGCCAGCUCCUGCAGGACAACGAUGGACGGCCAUCGCUCCCGUGUUUUUGCGGUGACCUUCCACCCUCUGCAGGAGAAAGAGUUCAUAUCUGCUGGCUGGGACAACACCAUCCAGUUUUGGGACAGCAGACAAGAACGGGCUGUUAGUAGAAUCUGGGGUCCUCUGGUAUGCGGGGAAGCUCUCCAAAUUGACCCCAACGUCAACCACAUCCUGUCUGGAUCCUGGAGGUCAGAGAAGACGCUGGAGGUCUGGGAUUAUUCCUCUGGUAAGAAGGUAUAUGAGGUUCCUCAGGACCCACUGGGAGACAGCAAGAUCUACACCUGCCAUUGGCUGGGAGACGGCCACAUCAUGGCCGCUGGCAGCCAAGUCAACCAGCUGAAAGUCAUCCGUCGCAGCAGCAUGGAGACCGUAUCCAGACUGCAGGGUUUACCCUCCCCCGUCUUCAGCUCUUCCGUCUGUCUGUCCGGGAAGUGGUCUGGUCUUAUUGCUGCAACAUCUGGAGCCUGCGUCUAUCUGCUGGAGAGAAGCGUGGCCGACAGGAAGUAG